GAGAAGUUGACGCGUAUUUGGCGUCGUUUUGAUAAAAAUGCGGAUAUUAGUUUAAAUUUGUGUGUUUCGGUGCGUUAUUUUAGUGCGUGAGUGGCCCUAUGUUUCUCUGAAUGUAAAAUAACGGCAAUAUAGCGACAGGGUUAGGGCUUUAAAGGAAGGUCUAGAACGAGACUGAUGAACAGGGCGAUUGGCAACAAAGUAAGAUUCUAAAAAACGCGAUGCCAAAGUGAUUUCAAAUGUCUACAAAAAGAUCAAAGAUUUAAGGUCUUUGGAAGCCAAUCCUUUAAAGAAAAAACGAAGAAAAAAACAUGUUGAAGAAGUUCCGGCCAUUGAAGAAUGUCCGUCCAUGCCUGUGACCCCAUCUUUUGGUACACGACAAAAAUUGCAAUAUCAACCCCAAACCAUGGUUAGUAACGUAUGUGAUGGGAUGAGAAACAAAACAGAAUAUAUUAACCCUAAAGCAGUGAAAACAAAAAAACUUAGGGAAACACCCAAAUAUAAAAGGAUAAUAAAGGCUUGCAAAAAAGAAAUUAUUGAAUUGAUAGAACCUACACCAAAAAAAGGCACACCCAAACUUCAAACUGCUUCAGCCGAAUUUAAAGGUGAAGUAAAGGUGCAACCUAAAAUGGCCACCCCUAGCCCUAGCUUUUUAAUACCCCCCACCGAAAGUGUAUUAAUGAAAAUGAAGCCGCGUACUGGACCUAUGAUAAGACAAUACGAGUCUAAAAAUAGUGUGACCAAAUUUGAUGGUAUGAAUGAUUAUUCCUCAUUUGACUUGGUUUCAACAAAAACUCCUAGACCUGCCGAAAAAAUAUACGCCCAAAUGGAAAAAGAAUAUCUUACCAAUGAAUUUAAACUGGAGCAGGAGAAACUAUCGAAAGAAGAAAAACAGGAAAUAAAAAAGAAACUAAAAAGUUUAAAGGAAGAUAUGAUAAGCAUAAGAGAUAAUUCAAUUUCUAUGAAAAUACAAUCAAGAAUGGAAGAAAGGGCAUUAAAAAAGAAAUCAGAAUCAGUAAAAUCUGAGAAAAAGCAGGAAAUUAUGUUAAUAGAAAAAAAAUACAGCGAUUCUUUGCCUAUAGAUGAAAAAAUGUUAACGUUACAAGUAGCAGAUAUUUCGAUGAAGAGAGAAAAAGACACAUCUGCGGUUGAUGAUUCCACUUCUGCACCUUCAAAAUCGCACACUGUUAUACAUGAUAAAUCAACUCUUCCAUGGGAUGCCUCUCAUUACCAAAAAGACGAUACAGGCUAUUCUUCUGGGAUAGGAUUUUCCUUGACAUCGACGUUGGAAAGGUCAGGUCUUCACCCCAUGAUACAUGAAUCUGUUGCAACCAUAAGGAAUACUCUCAUUGACCCGUCCGUCCCAGAACCCGUCACACCCCCCGAGCCCGAACCCACCACCAUUCAACCUGCAACACUGAGUCCAAUUUCCGAAGAAAAAGAAAUUAAAUCUCAAUUUUUCACUGGCGGUGAAGGAAAAACUACAUUUACAAUAGGAAAAACUUCAACUACAAAAAUGGAUGAAGAGGAAGUUGUAGACGCUACCAUGGGCAAAACAACUAUUCAAAAGAAGGACAAAUCUACGAAAGAAAAAGAGACCACCAAAGGAAAUCAAGACGGAAAAGAUAAAAAAGAUACUCCCAACGAAAAGAAAGAUGGUGAAAAAGGGGGUGAUGAUGACAAGGAUAAGGACAAAGAUGAUGAUAUGGAAGAUUUUAAGGAUGAAAAUGCCAUAGAAACCUAUUUAACUAAACAAUUUAGAAAGAAAGUUUCACAGAUUUCAGCCACAACUUCUUAUAACCCCAGGGAUACAUAUGUGUGUCCCCAAAUUAUGUUGACCGACUCUGAAAUAUUAGGCCAAGCUAAUUUCGACAAGCUAACACAAAAAUAUGGCCCCAUUGAGGAAGCACCUGUGAAGAAGAAAUUUGCCAGAGGCACCUUACAAAGUCAUUCGUUUACAAAACUAACGCAGACUUUUAUAAAGGAUUUCUACUUUGGAUCAAAAGCAGGGACCAUGCACAAAUUCGAUGAAAAUUUAAAAGUUAACGGAAAGCAAGGUAUUUGUAUACCCAUAGCUGCAUAUUGCUACGCUUUUUUGAAACAUCCCAUAAAGUGGCAGACAGAAGAGAUUGAUGAAAUUAUGGUGUGUGGGACAAAUCUUUAUAAAGAAAGCAGGAAUAAUUUUAAAAUUGAAGAUGAAAGGGAGUUGACUUAUCAAGAAAUGGAGAGAUAUUGCUUUUAUGGUAAUAAAAAAAUUAGAUUCAUAGUAGACGAGCCUAUUGUCUCUGGGUUUAUAUUUUCCGGAGACAAAACGAUCUUCAAUUUAACUAAAGCAUUGCACAUAUUUUUCUCGAACCAAACUGCAGGAAUUCUGGUGUCAAACGAUGUACAUAUCGCAAUCUGGAAGGACAAUUAUUUUUAUAUGUUUGACGGGGUUCAUCGUACCAAAGAUAUGUACGUUAUCGAUUCUGGAGUGGCUAAUGUAGCGAAUUUUUAUGACAUUAAUGGUCUCGUUACCAUAUUACUGCAAAGAUCUGGUUAUGGGAACUGGCCUUUUGUCAUACAUGGUGUCCGAGUCAUCAAAGUCUAUGAUAGAUAUGUAGACUAUAAGGUGGAUGAGCUAGAUUUUGACAAUGAAAGAGAUAAUUAUAACAUAAUUAGCGAAGAAAAGGCUGUUUUACUGGGCUCGUACCACUUGGCAGAUCUUUGUUUUAAAUACAUGCGGAACAGACAAGCUGUGGCUGUAUGUUGCAUGGCCUUAAUUUAUUCUAGAUUAACCCCAGCAGGGGCCUGGACCAGAGUAACAUUGGACAAAAUAAUGACCCUAGGCACGAAAAUUUGCUACGAAUGUCUGAAAUGUGCCGACUCUGAACCUCUGCAGCUGGAAAAAAUGCCUGCCUAUUUGGCUAUAGGCCCAUACAUCAUAGAAAUAUACAUCCACAAAAAUAUGUUUUGUGACAGCAUAUUCAAAAGAUGUCGUUGUCAAAUUCAGGUCGAUAUCGAGGAAUUUUUUGAAACCAGCACAAACGGUUUAUUGGUUAUUGAAAAAUACAUGAUGGCGAUUUUUAAGCAAAGAAGCAAAUUUUUCCUGUAUGAUCCUUAUAGCAGAAAUUUUGAAGCAACCGUAUGCAGAGAUGGUGCAUCUUGCUUAUCCAUGCAUACAAACAUCACCUCCAUGGUGAAAACAAUUCUGGCCAAUCACGAUCCAACCCAGGAAAUAAUAUUCCACAUACACGCUUUGAAAGUUUGCAAGAUUAUAAGGGAUCCCAGUAAAUUAAAGCAAUUCCCGAAAUGCAUCAGAAUGAACGAUUUGAAAAUUGAUGCUUUCAAAGGGAAAAUGUCGCUGGGCAAAAAGAGAGCAGUCGAUAAAAGGAUAGCAGUGGAUAUAAGCAAAAUGGCAACAACAACGCCUUUUUUGAAUGAAGAAGAAAUAUCAGUAUACCAGAUGGGUUUGGGUGUGGAGUCCUUUAUAAUGGAGGAAAUUCCAGCUUUUCCUAACAAACUAACCGUAAAACAAAUGGCAGAAUUAACCAAACAAACUUGUAUUAAGGAAGAAAUCGAAAGAGCCUCUCCCGAUCCUGAAGAAAUUAUAGAUUUAGAUUCACCUAGUUUAUCUGAUACACAGCUUCCAGAAAAACCACUCGAAGACUCUGAAGACGAAGUCGAGCUGGAAUUUAUGGACUUGUGCUCUUUCGACUUGACCAUGGACGAGGUUAUUUUGGAGCCCAGUUUCGAGGCUGAGGCCCCGGAAGGCUUCCAAUUUACUUCCAGGAAAGAUGCAGAGAAGCAAGCACUUGAUGAGACUACCAAACGCGGAGCAAAGGGUUCUGUUGAUGGUAAAAUUGGUGCUGGAGAUUCAGGUUCUGUGUUAAGUGAUUAUGCCAAGAGGAUCCAAUCUUUGUGCAGAGGCUCGAAGUUCGACAUAUCCGGGUAUCCGAUAGAGAUUGGCGAGGACGGCGAAGACCCUUACUUGGACCAAAAAGGCAUGAUGCCUCCGAUCUUCGAGGGCUACGAACUGGACGGCGAGGGCAUGGACGACGACACGUGGUUCUGGGCGCAGGCCAGAUGGGCUCAAGUGCACACCGAAUCUCUCGAGAUAGCCUACAUCGGCCGCAUCUCGGAGAUGGUGAACACCGAAUUGACCGCCUUCCCUACCGACCCGGAAAAGCUGUAUCCCACCUUCAUAAGAGACAGGAUCGAUGGGAAGAGGGGUCGCCCAAUAAGCCCUGAGGGUUUCGAAGAAGGCAGCGAAGAGAUACAAAAUCAGGAGACCGAACUGUUGCAACUCACAAACUUCAAAGUUACUCCGGACAGCAGUCAACUGGUAAGAGGUUCCAUCAACGUGGCAGAUUUGGGUGGUGAAAUCGAAUAUGCAGCCCCGUUUAUUUGUGUAAUGGCUGCCACCGUAGCAAAAAAAUAUACACUUGGAACAUGGUCGGCCGAUAUAGUGGAUUAUGUUUUGAGAUGCGGAAAAAGUUUAUACGAUAAUUCGCCUGUUAGAUAUGACCAGGUCACGAAACUGGAUAUACCUAAAAUCACUCUGGGUUCUACAGAUUUCAAAGUGUCAAUAAACUACGUUUUCGAUAGCUAUAUGAAGCAAAAAAUGGUUGAAAUGGCCAUGUCUAAAAUUUUGCUGUCGCAACACGAUAUGGGCAUUCUAGUUACACCAACUUACGCUUGCACCAUAAUGUACAAAAAAUUUUUGUUUUAUCUCUAUGAUCCAUUUGGUAACAAUGAGGUUGGAAUGGGCGACGGGUCAAACAAUAAAGGUACCGGCUGCAUUAUGAGAUUUCUAAACCUGCGCGACCUAGUGAGAAGGAUAAUGCACAACAAAAAAAGACGCGAAAUGACCGACCAAGUCGAAUAUUGCAGGUUCGUUCUGAGCUCAAUCGACGUUAAAAGACUACCGAGAGAUGAAUGCUCGAAGCGCAAGAAAAAAGUUGAACAUCAAGAAGGAGAGGAAGGAGAAGAUGCCAUACCUAAGGAUUACGAGCAGGAGGGCGAAGGCUAUGAGGGGGAGGAGGAAGGGGAAGAAAAGAAGGAGGAAGAAGCUCCACAACCGAAGAUACAAGUGGGAUACAAAUAUAAGAAGGGUCUAUGGGUCAUAGAAGGCACAACAGUUUUGGAAGGUCGCACCGACGUCCAAAUGGACUUAAAAAAUGAUCAUUUUAUAUGUCUCUGUGCUCUUUUGAUGGCAAUAACGUGUCCCGUUAUAAAAUGGAACACCACCAAAGUAGACGCGGUUUUUGACCACGGCAAUCACAUCUACAACCAUGCAGACGACAAAAAGGUCUCGAAUAGACGUACCAUCAAGAACAUACUAAUUGGAAAAAACUUUUUCGAUAUAAUCGUCAAGAAAAUCAGCAUUGACGCCCAAGUGUUGAACACGAGCAUAAAAACCGGCGUCGGUACUUUACUGUCGUGGAAAAUGAACUGCUUCCUGGUGCAAUUCCCAUGCGCGUGUUACUGCGUGUUUAAAUCCGACGAGUUCUACCACCUUUUCGACCCGUACGGCCCCAUAAACUUCAAAAAGAAGAAACGAAAAUACAAGGCGGGGUGGGUUAGAUGCCAGACCUUGGAGAAACUGCAGAAGCGCUUGCACAGAAUCGGGAGGUUUCAGAAAGUUCAAAAUUACACGUUCUACUCCUUCGAGGUUACGUCUAUUAGGAGGGCUCCCAAAGAAAUUUCGCUCAGGCAGAGGUUGCACUGUAUUUGCACUGCUGAUGAUAAGAAACGUAAAGAUGACGGUGAAAAACUUGGUAAACCUUUCAAUGAAGACCCAGAAUGGCUUAUGGUCGACCCCAUACCUUGGUCCCGAAUGGUUCAGAGAGCACCCACUGGAUACCAGCGAGGCUGCGCUGAAAACAUGUGGAACAACUGGGAUGUCGAGUAUCCCAAAGACUUGUACUCCAUGAUAUCCACAAUUUCCGGAUACGAUGAAUGGAUUCCCGAGGAAAGACGGGGCAAGGGAGUGCUGUUUAACUUGGUGGUGGCCAUUGCAAUGAUGGAGAUAUACGACUUAAACGACUGGAACCCUGCAGUUUUAAACUCGAUUCUUGUCAACGGCGAUGAUUACUUCAAACAGUGUCUGGAAGAACUAAAUCUGGAUGAUGACACUAGAAACUACGACUUGUCGGUGGACGAUUUAAAAGAAGUCGGGACCAUUUUCCCGUACCAAUUCAAUGUUGCCGUCACUGGCGCAUCUGAAGGGACCAUGUUCAUGAUCAAGGAUAACAGAUUCAACCUGCAUAAUGCCUUGAGGUGUUUCUUUCAAAGUACUUCGAGGCGCAUGGGCAUCAUUUACGCGGACGGUGAAGAUGGCGCCACCGUGAAAAAUCUCGCUUUCGGUAAAACGAAAAACAGAGAGUAUUUCGUUUUCGACGCCGAUACCAGAGACGUGCCGAUGUUCAUUAAAAACAAAGGUAAAGCUUACAUUUUGAGGAUGACGACUAUAAACAGGCUCACGCAUGUGCUAGCGUUAACUCUACGAGGCGGUGGAUUUUAUAUUUUCGAUGUAACCAUCACCGAUUUAAAACCAAUGGAGUAAUACUGAAUUGUGUUGUAUCGUGUAUUGUUUAAAGUGAAUAAUAAAGAACGUCCUAG
This is a messenger RNA of Brassicogethes aeneus, 6600 nucleotides long. The record is from the annotation of a GenBank genome assembly. NCBI's taxonomy places the organism in Eukaryota, Metazoa, Arthropoda, Insecta, Coleoptera, Nitidulidae.